Molecule: messenger RNA, 2794 nt
Organism: Andrographis paniculata
Lineage: Eukaryota; Viridiplantae; Streptophyta; Magnoliopsida; Lamiales; Acanthaceae
Product: ubiquitin carboxyl-terminal hydrolase 18-like
Exons: 11
Coding region: 142-2349 (735 amino acids)
Biological process (GO): protein deubiquitination
Cellular component (GO): nucleus; cytosol
Molecular function (GO): cysteine-type deubiquitinase activity; cysteine-type endopeptidase activity
Source: RefSeq, a predicted model, not a curated record
GCCGAAGAGUCCCGAACUCCUUUUACAAUUUCCAGAAACCCCAAAUCGAUUCACUCUCUGUCUACGAUUCAUCAUUCAAUAACGGAGUUGUUGGAUCGGAGCUCGAUUUAUAGGCUAGCUGGAGGAAACCGCAAAUUGUAAAUGCAUGUGGCACUGGAUCUGAAUUGCUUCCUGCAGGUUGUGGUAUUGGCAUUGGCGGCGGCCGUCGGAUUCCUCUAUUUGGUACGGAACACUGCGUCUAGGUAUUUUGUAGUCGACUCCAAUUUCGGUUCCAGCGCGGCUGAUUUUUCCUCGGAUCGAAACACUAGGGGAAGUAUGACGCCGGCGGUUGGAGGAGGAGACAAGGUUCCUGAUAAAUGUGCGGUAUGCGGCGAUUCGACGAAGAAACAAUGCGCUCGUUGUAAGAAGGUUAAGUAUUGUUCUGAAGCUUGUCAAAUAACCCACUGGGAGGAGCAUAAGCCAAAGUGCAAGGACUCGACAUUUAUUCAAACCUUCCAAAAAGUAUUUAAAAAUAAAGUGAAGGAUGGGAAAGCUUCCCUAGUUACUGACAAUGGAAACUCAAGACCUAUUAAAAAUCCAAACCAGAUCCUUUUUCCAUAUGAAGAAUUCAUAAAUUUUUUUGAAUGGGACAGACCAGAUUAUCCUCCUCCCUGCGGACUUUUAAAUUGUGGAAAUAGCUGCUUCGCUAAUGUGGUUCUUCAGUGUCUUGCAUAUACUAGACCGCUUGUUGCCUAUUUGUUGGAGAAAGGCCACAAGACAGAAUGUCAAAUGGACCAUUCGUGCUUUUUCUGUGAAUUUCAAACACAUGUGGAACGAGCUACUCGGAGUACUGCUCCAUUUUCUCCGAUCAACAUUCUUUCACGUUUGCCUAAUAUUGGUGGUAAUCUUGAUUUUGGGCAGCAGGAGGAUGCCCAUGAGUUUAUGAGGUUUGCCAUUGACACAAUGCAAUCGGUGUGCCUUGAUGAAUUUGGUGGAGAAAAGGCUGUUCAUCCUAGUUAUCAACAGACAACCCUUAUUCAACAUAUUUUUGGUGGCCGCCUUCGAUCUCAGGUUGUGUGCACUGAAUGCAAUAAUGUAUCAAAUCAAUUUGAGAACAUGAUGGAUCUAACAGUUGAAAUCCAUGGAGAUGCUGAGACUCUGGAGGAGUGUUUGGAUCAGUUCACUGCCAAAGAACAGCUUAAUGGGGAUAAUAAGUAUAAAUGUGAUGGUUGCAAUGCUUAUGUCACGGCAUGGAAACGGCUCACUAUUCAGCAGGCGCCAAAUAUCCUUACAAUUGCCUUAAAAAGAUUUCAGAGUGGAAGGUUUGGAAAACUUAACAAGAGGGUUACUUUUCCCGAGAAGCUGAAUCUCACAUCUUACAUGAGUGAAUUAGAAUUUGGAAAUGAUUAUGUGUUGUAUGCUGUGAUUGUCCAUUUGGACAUGCUGAAUGCCUCAUUUUUCGGUCACUACAUCUGCUAUGUUAAGGGCUUCUGUGGAAACUGGUUCAGGAUCGAUGACUGUGAGGUUACACGAGUCCAUUUGAAUGAGGUGGUUUCACAGGGAGCUUAUAUGCUCUUGUAUAAAAGGGUUCAUGCUCGUCCUUCAUGUUUGCUUCCUGCUGAAACUUUUAACAAACUAGAAAACGGGGAUUCAAAAAAAGCAGUAGAUAUUUCAGUAAAACAAAUUAUUCAUAGCUCGGCAGCUGGAGCAUGCCUUGGUACUCCUGUUGAUUCUGAAAACUGUUCUGGACCGUCAGUUAACAUUGAGAUAUCUUCCAUAGCCAAUAUAGAAGAUCCAACAAGGGAGGUAAAGAUAGGAUCUGCUGAAACAUGUUCAUCCACUGUGAAUGGUGGAAUUCACAAUUUUGAGGCUGCACCGAAAAAGGUCGGCUCUUUGAAUGACGCAAGCGAACUGAUCCCCGUCAGCACUUCCUUGAUUGGUGACAGCUCUAUGGAAUUAGAUGCCAGCAAUGUGGCACCCUUUGUGUCUGAUACCAAAAAUCCAAGUGAGGGUAAUAGAUGCAAAGCUGAUGGAGGAUCACACAGAAUAUUGACAGAUGAAAUGACUUCUGCUGCGAACUGUAAGAUCGGGGAAGGCAUGGUAUCCUAUCUUUCUCCCAUGACCACCUGCGAAAUUCGAGAUGUGAACUCUUCUAAUGGCAGCUCUACACCUGGCAAUACCGUGAAUUCAAAUGAAACUUCUGGUAUAAAGCUGAAGCCGGUUUUCGUUCCUGGUUUUCUUGGCAAACACCCACAAAGGAGGCCUAAGCAGAAAAAGAAGGUAGUAGUAGAAGCCAAACUUUUACAGGCAGAACAUAUCAACAUGGCCUCAAAACUUGAGGAGAUUCGGUUCUUGAUGCACAAGAAUUGAAGGGUUCCGGCUGACUCUGGUACGACCAACAACCUCAGCAGUGGAGAUUCAGAGCCUUCGACCUGUGUUUACUGUAAGUACCCGAACUCACAUAACAAUAGAGAUGGUCUGGCAGCAAAACCAUGUUGUUGAUGACAGUUAUCGUCGACAACACCGGAUAUGUCCAUGAUAGAUGAUCCUUGAGGUUAUGAUAUUUUUCUUUUUCUCUCUUUUUUUGCACCUAACUUGUCAAAUGAGAACAUGGCAGUAGAUUUUGACAUAGGGAGUACUAGCAUGCAUGCAUGCAUCAAGAAAUUUUCAUUUUCUUUCUAUCAUAGUUUUUAGAAAGAGAGAGAGAGAGAGAGAGAGAGUUUUGUUUAUGAAUGAGCAGCCAGCAGCAUUAGAGUAAUGUGUGUUUUUUUCCUGGUGAUGCACAGAGAAAGAUGAUUUAUGAAUUUUAAGCAAU